Molecule: messenger RNA, 1632 nt
Organism: Colletotrichum higginsianum IMI 349063
Lineage: Eukaryota; Fungi; Ascomycota; Sordariomycetes; Glomerellales; Glomerellaceae
Product: FAD binding domain-containing protein
Exons: 2
Coding region: 1-1632 (543 amino acids)
Source: RefSeq, a predicted model, not a curated record
AUGACUGAACAAUUCAUCCACGACGUCGUCAUCAUCGGCGCCGGUCCUUGUGGCCUAGCCGUGGCCUCCCGGCUGUGCGAGCACUCGCCCUCGGCCCUCUUCACGGACGAGGAGCAUCAGCGGUAUCACUGGAUCCGCAAGUACGGCCGCCGUAUGCCCCUGAAGAACAGAAGGAACGGCAGUAUCAUCGAGAAGAGGACGCCGAGCCAGGGGCAGCGUUACUCGACGCUUGUGCUGGACGCCACGGGGGACGAGUGGCUGAACCGCUGGAACCGUCUCUUCAAGACCUUCGACAUCACUCACCUCCGCAGUCCCAUGUUCUUUCACGUCGACCCGAGCGAUCGCGAUGCCUUGCUCGCCAGGGCCCAUGAGCGAAACCAAGAGCAUGAGCUCCAAGAGCUGAGGGCCUGUGUCGGCAAGGAAAUCAGCAAACACCUGCGCAAGGCGAGGCUUAAGUCGCGAAACCCAAAACAGCAUGCCGUGGUAGAGGUAGACGAGCGAGACCGAAAGGACUACUUCACACCACCCACGACCCUCUUUGCCAAUCACUGCGAAUGCAUCGUCGACCGCUACGGCCUCCGCGAGGGUCUCAUCCAGAACGAGAAGGUUGAGGACAUUGAGUACCGCAUCAUGAAAGAAGUGGCCCCGGACACGAAGCUCUUCGCGGUCCGCACGAACAAGGGCAUCCACUACGCGAGGGCCGUCGUCCUCGCCGUCGGCCCGGCCAACGCGCCCACAAUCCCGCCCGUCCUGGGCCUCAACAGCGAGGCCUGCUCGUCGGCGACGCCCCCGCAGGUCUGCCACAGCAUGCAGAUCCAGACGUUCCCGGACCCGGUGGUGCAGGCCAAGAUGGCCGCGCGCAAGACGACAAACGUGCUCGUCGUGGGCGGCGGCCUCACGUCGGCGCAGCUUUCGGACCUCGCCAUCCGCCGGGGCGUGACUAAAGUCUGGCACCUCAUGCGGGGCCCUUGCAAGGUGAAGCCGUUUGACAUCGACCUCUCGUGGAUGGGCAAGUUCCGCAACGUCGAGCAGGCAUACUUUUGGUCGGCGGACUCGGACGAGGAGCGGCUGAAGCAGAUCCAGAGCGCGCGGGGCGGCGGCAGCAUCACGCCGCCGUACCAGAAGCGGCUGAAGCAGCACAUGGCGCGCGGGACGCUCGGGCUGCACACCAACACGAGGCUCGUCGAGGCGCACUACGACGCGGGGAAAAAGGUCUGGGACGUCAGGACGGAGCCGGCGGUGGAGGGGAUGCCGGGGAUGGACUACAUCUACUUCGCGACGGGGGUGCAGACGGACUACGCGAAGCUGCCGUACCUGCAGACGAUGCUGAGGGAGCACCCGAUCCACGGGCACGGGGGCAUACCGUGCAUCACGGACGACCUGAUGUGGUCGCAGGACGUCCCGCUGUUCGUCACGGGCCGCAUGGCUGCUCUCAGGUUGGGUCCCGGCGCGGCCAACCUCGCGGGGGCGCGAGCGGGUGCCGAGAGGGUCGCGUGGGCGAUCGAGGAUCUGCUACCGGAGCGGACGGGCGACUCGUUGGACGAUCCCGAGAUGAACGAGGAGAUGAGGUUUGUGACGGGCAGGGGGAACCGGUUCGACAGCUUAGUGGCGGCCGGGGGAGAAGACUGUUGA